Molecule: messenger RNA, 2523 nt
Organism: Bolinopsis microptera
Lineage: Eukaryota; Metazoa; Ctenophora; Tentaculata; Lobata; Bolinopsidae
Product: transmembrane channel-like protein 7
Exons: 1
Coding region: 15-2213 (732 amino acids)
Cellular component (GO): plasma membrane
Molecular function (GO): mechanosensitive monoatomic ion channel activity
Source: RefSeq, a predicted model, not a curated record
CUAUUUGUAGCUUUAUGGAUGGACAGAAAAAUAACUUCCUUAAAGUCGAAGAGGGUAUCGAGUUUGAAUCCUCCGAAUCUGAUGAACUUUCCCCUUUACUAUCCAAGGAAGAGGCAGAGCUGAUUCACAAUAAAGAUUUAUCCGAGGAGAGUUAUGGAACAUUCUCUACGGGCCCCGAAACUCUCACUCUCAGCCAAAGACGGUCCAUACUCACCAGACAACAGACCAGGUUUCAGGAGCUUCGACUGCGAUUUGGGACAAAUGAAAAAAUUUCCUUCAAAUUAACCAAGUUCAUCUCUGAAACCUUACAAAGUGUUAAGGACAGUUCAAGCUAUGUCAGGAUCUGGGGUGGUUCGAUCAAACAAAUUGAGGGUCAAUUUGGAUCUGGGGUUUGCACUUACUUCAAAGUUAUGGUGUGGCUUCUGAAGAUAAACGUCCUGUGCAUGAUUCUAGGUCUCUGUUUGAUAGUGGGUCCAGGGGGGUACAUGGUUCAUCAGCAUCACGACCAUACUCAUGUCGAAGAUACAGUUUACAACAAAGAUGAUCUGGACUGUACCAACCCUAGAUUCGUUAAUGGUACUGGUUGUCAUGUCGAACUUGUUAACUCAGUGCUUCAGCUGCUGACCGGAACUGGGUGGAUGGAGAGUACUGCAAUGUUUUAUGGAUGGUAUCCAACAGAAAACUUAACUAGAAAUGCUAAAGACGAGGAGAAGACUGUGUACCACUUCUCUGUAGCAUAUUUCACAGUCGGAAUCUCUUACUUUUUCAUAUCCCUCCUCUUCAUGCUCUACAAUUUCUCUAAACAAUUCAACAAAUCAGCCGCUGAGCAGUUUGAGACAAAGCCGUACGCUUCCAAAGUCUUGACGUUCGACUACACUAUUCAUGAAACGAAAGCUAGUGAUCGACAGAGAGAAACGAUCGUCCAUUCUCUCAAGGAGAAAGUUGCAGAAGACGCCCAAGAGGCCCUAAAACGGGAUUUCUGGACUAAGGUUGGAAUAUUCUUUCUUAGACUUGCCACCAACACAAUUUGCAUAGCAGGUAUGAUCGGCACUGUUUAUUUGUAUAUUCACCAGAUUUUGACUGAUUCCAGCGAGUCUCGGGCAAAUGCAACUGACCAUUGCGGAAGACUUGUCCAAGAAGAUCCACUGGAGGCUCUUGAUCUCGAAGGCAUUACAAACGCAAACAUUACAGAGCAUCUAGCGGCCUUUUGGAGCACUUACUCUGCCUCCAUCAUAGUUUCUGGAAGUAAUGUUAUACUGCCUAUAUUCUUCCAGUUCGUGGGUACUUUUGAAAUGUAUCGGUUCCAGAGUACUAGGGUAGGCAUCACUCUUUUGAGGAUGUUCAUAAUGAAGCUGUUCAAUAUCUCCAUGUUCCUCUACAUACUCUACAUCGCAGUGGGGCCAAGUGGUGGACGGAAAGAGCCGUGGCAAACCAUGGACAACACCCUUCUCUUCAACUGCUGGGAGGAUUACAUUGCUUCUCAACUUUACCAACUUGUCAUAGUCGACUUCAUCGUUUUCUGCAUUACCCUGCUUAUUGCCGAUAUGAAAAGUCUCUUCGUCAGCAGGAUUUCUUUUUGCAGAGAGAGAUUGGGUAAGCCUGAAUUUGACAUAGCUACCGAAAUCUUGGACCUAGUUCAUAAGCAAAUGAUAUGGUGGUCUGGCUUCUACUUUUCUCCUCUCUUUCCUGUUCUUUCAGUCAUUGAAGUAAUUGCCAUUUUCUAUUUGAAAAAGACCAGUUCUUUGAGAAAUGUGAUUUCUCCGAAAACUGUAGUAUUAAAUCACCAAAGCACCUUCACGAUUAACUGCCUUUUCCUCAUUUCGCUCCUAGUUGUCUUCGUCUUUAUGGGGCUUGUCAUAUUUAACUUUCACCCGAGUGCUACUUGUGGACCGUUUAGAGGUGACACCAAGUUCAGUGACUCUUUUUCAAGAGUCAUCGACCAAUCUGUAGUACAAAAAUACAUUCUCGACAACAUCAAAACCACAUCUGUUUUCGUUAUUUUGAUCAUCUUGAUUGUACUCAUGAUUUAUUACUACCGGUCUCUAGCAACCUCAAGGAAGGUUACUAUCGUCUUACUCGAGAACCAGGUAAGAGAAGAGGUUACUGAAAGAGAGUAUAUCAUGGAGCAUGUUAUAGGUUCUGCAACCAGGGAGCAAGUUUCCGCUGAGUCAUCGAAAAGAAAGCGUAAACGAAGGGUCUCAAAGAUACUGUGAUAAACUCUGUAACCUACUGUGAUGGUGCGUUACCUAUAGUUAUUUUUAUAAACUCUGGUUAAAAUUUAUGGGAUAAGACUGAUGCAGUCAUCAAAAAUUUGAGCAGAAGCUUUUAAACGUUAAGCAGAAAACAUGUAUCAAUUCACUUAUGUUCGGUUAUUCUUACUCUUUUGGAUUUUUCUGUUACAUUUGGGUUAUUUUUGCCAAUCAUUGCUUUAGAAGUGAUUGAUUUUACAGUUGUAGCUUUUCAAAAUUUUCUAACAUACAUGCUAUUAGUCUUCUCAAAAUGCCGCCGAAGUAUGGUUAAAAU